AUGCGUAUCCCAGCAGUGCUCGGGGUACUCUCCACUCUUUCCUUUGUAUUCGCCUCUGACUACAUACCAAGCCAUCGAUAUCAUGAUGCACACAAGCGGGCUUUGAACGGAACCAAUACCACAACAACGACCAACACUACGGAGUAUGAUUAUGUCGUGGUUGGAUCCGGCCCUGGAGGUGGGCCCCUCGCAGCGCGACUGGCUCUUGCUGGGUACAAGGUCCUCCUCCUCGAUGCGGGAGAUGACCAGGGCAAUGCCACGAGACAGAUGGUGCCUGCCCUUCAGCUACAAUCUACAGAAUACGAGCCGAUGAGGUGGGACUACUUUGUCAACCACUAUUCAAAUUUGACUCGCCAGGAGGAAGACUCUAAGAUGACAUACCGCACUCCAUCUGGAGAUCUUCAUGUCGGUAGCGGCGCGCCAAAUGGAUCUGAUCCUCUCGGCAUCCUCUACCCUCGUGCUGGUACUUUGGGUGGUUGUUCUGCUCACAAUGCCAUGAUUACCAUCUACCCAUACGAUAAUGAUUGGGAGAACAUCGCAGCUCUUACCGGCAACGAAUCCUGGUCUGCUUCUAAUAUGCGUGGAUACUUCGAGAGACUGGAGCGCAACAGAUACCUACCGAGCAGCCUUGUUGGCCACGGAUUUGAUGGAUGGCUCACCACAAGUCUGACGGACCUGCGUCUUGUCAUCGAAGACCAAAAGCUCCUCUCAUUGAUUUUGGCUGGCGCAACUGCUGCGGGAACAAGCCUUCUGGGCAAAAUCAUUGACACAGUGACAGGCCUUGCAGGAGUCCUCUUGCGUGAUAUGAACAACGAUAGUCCCUUGCACGACUAUCAAACGGGUCCAUUCCAAGUUCCACUCGCCGUGGAUGUGCCCGAAUACAAGCGAACUGGGCCUCGGGAUUUCCUUUUGCAAACUGCUAAUGCCGUCAACAAUGACGGUUCUCGGAAAUAUCACUUGGAUAUCCAGUUGAAUACACUUGUCACCAACGUCAAGUUUGAUACCACUGGUGCAAAGCCUCGGGCUACUGGAGUAGAAUACCUUCAGGGACAGAGUCUUUACCGUGCGGAUCCUCGUGCCUCGAUGAAGUCUGGUGGCAUUCCUGGUAGCGUUAAUGCCGCCCGUGAAGUUAUCCUAUCUGCAGGCUCAUUCAACACCCCUCAGCUGCUGAAGCUCAGUGGCAUUGGUCCCAAGGAGGAGCUGAGCAAGUUUGGUAUCAAGACCCUGGUGGAUCUCCCUGGUGUAGGUGCCAAUCUCCAGGACCGGUACGAAGUGGGGACAAUCGGCAAGUCACCAACCGAUUUUGUGCUCACUGAAAAAUGUACUUUCAUGUACACUAUGCCAGAUCCCUGCCUGGAGCAAUGGGAAAAUGAUCCUUUGUGGAAGGGCACUUACAGUACCAACGGCAUUGCCAUUGCGAUUCUUAGAAAAUCAUCCGUCGCCGAUGACGAGCCUGAUCUGUUCAUUUCGGGUGCACCCGCGAACUUCCCUGGCUACUACCCCAACUACUCCUACGAAGGUCUCAAGGAUGCUCAGCACUGGACUUGGAUUACCUUGAAAUCUCGCAGCCGCAACAACGCCGGUACAGUUCAGUUGCGGUCUACCGACCCCCAGGAUACUCCUCUCAUCAACUUCAACUCGUUUGAUACCGGUGUGACUACAGAUGGUGCCGAUGACAAAGAUCUUCAGGCUGUCUAUGAGGCUAUGGAGUUCUCUCGCUCUAUCUUCGAGGACCUGAUUCCCCUAGAUGGAGGCUUUGAAGAAGUCUGGCCUGGUCCCAAUGUUACUGCAGAGUCUGACCUGAAGGAGUUCAUCAAAAGGGAGGCAUGGGGCCACCAUGCUUGCUGCACUGCUGCUAUUGGAGAAGAUGGUGACCCUGAUGCUGUACUGGAUGCAGACUUCCGUGUUCGUGGUGUUGAUGGUCUGCGCGUUGUCGAUGCCUCGGUCUUUCCCAAGAUUCCUGGUUACUAUAUUGCCUUGCCUAUUUACAUGAUCAGUGAGAAGGCUGCUGAAGUCAUCAUCGCUGAUGCUGCAUAA
Messenger RNA from Penicillium longicatenatum, 2037 nucleotides. RefSeq names its product GMC family oxidoreductase. NCBI's taxonomy places the organism in Eukaryota, Fungi, Ascomycota, Eurotiomycetes, Eurotiales, Aspergillaceae. The record is from RefSeq and is a predicted model, not a curated record. The coding region runs from base 1 to 2037 and encodes 678 amino acids. Gene Ontology annotation, molecular function: oxidoreductase activity, acting on CH-OH group of donors; flavin adenine dinucleotide binding. The transcript has 3 exons.